Colossoma macropomum (tambaqui) is the source of this 1872-nucleotide messenger RNA. Its product is annotated as BTB/POZ domain-containing protein KCTD1. Gene Ontology annotation, molecular function: transcription factor binding; transcription corepressor activity. Lineage: Eukaryota; Metazoa; Chordata; Actinopteri; Characiformes; Serrasalmidae. The record is from RefSeq and is a predicted model, not a curated record. Bases 476 to 1273 code for a protein of 265 amino acids. Gene Ontology annotation, biological process: negative regulation of DNA-templated transcription; protein homooligomerization. Gene Ontology annotation, cellular component: nucleus. The transcript is spliced from 5 exons.
GGAGGCAAGUUGCAGGCAGGGCUGAGGCAGUUUAGUACAGGGGGAGUAAAAGAAAAGAAAAGAAAAGAAAACAAAAGAAAAGAAAGGGGGACAAAAACGAGGCACGUCUUUAAACUGUAGAGAGAAAUGCGCACAUAGCUUUUUUAAAAAAAAAGGGUUCUCCUUUCUGGGCUCCUCCAUCCUCCACUAGUUUGCCUUUUCCUCCCCUUCUCUCCUCAGAGGGGGGGGCCAGAUUUGGUUUAGGCUAGGCUAGAGACAUGAGCUAAUUGUAUCCUGAUCUUUUUUGCCUUGAGGGGUUUCGAAGCCCUGGAGCGAGUCUCCCUCUCGGUUUUGUUCCGUCUACCUCAGCCGAGCUAUUGCAUUUCUCUCUGGCGUGGCGCGGGAGGCAGAUCGAGGGCGAAAAAAAAGGAAAACAAGGAAAAAAGGAGCGGAGAAGGAAGAAGAGAAGAAGACGAGGCAACUUUUAUGUCCAUCCAUGUUUCAGGAUAACCGCUCAAGUAUGUCCAGGCCGAUGAUCACCAGGUCCCCAGCAUCUCCUCUCAGUAAUCAGGGCAUCCCCACCCCGGCCCAGCUCACCAAGUCCAACGCUCCAGUGCACAUCGAUGUGGGCGGACACAUGUACACCAGCAGCCUAGCCACGCUAACCAAGUACCCAGAGUCCAGAAUUGGCCGUCUGUUUGAUGGCACGGAGCCCAUUGUUUUGGACAGCCUGAAGCAACACUACUUCAUCGACAGGGACGGUCACAUGUUCCGCUACAUCCUCAACUUCCUCAGGACGUCCAAGCUCCUCAUCCCUGACGACUUCAAAGACUACAGUCUGCUGUAUGAAGAAGCGAGGUAUUUUCAGCUGCAGCCACUGCUGGCCGAGCUGGAACGCUGGCGGCACGAGCGCGAGCUUAACCGGCUCUCGCGACCGUGCGAGUGCGUGGUGGUUCGCGUGGCUCCGGACCUGGGCGAGCGGAUCACACUGAGUGGAGACAAGGCCCUGAUCGAAGAUGUCUUCCCCGAGAUCGGAGACGUCAUGUGUAACUCAGUGAACGCCGGCUGGAACCACGACUCCACACACGUCAUCCGCUUCCCCCUCAACGGCUACUGCCACCUCAACUCCGUACAGGUUCUGGAGCGGCUGCAGCAGCGCGGCUUUGAGAUCGUGGGCUCGUGUGGAGGAGGUGUGGACUCGUCUCAGUUCAGCGAGUACGUCCUGCGGCGCGAGCUCCGGCGGGCCCAGCGCGGACUCCAGAGUAACAGGAUAAAACAGGAGCAGCUGGACUAGAGACCUAACAGGGCCAAAAACUGCCCCACAGGCCUACAGAACAAAAAAUAGCCCCAAAGGGCCCCAGAAGGCACCAGACAUUUUAGCAGUUGCCAAGCUCUCCACAAAGGUCGGACACUUAUCAGUCUUGAUUUUUUUUUUAAAACAAGGGGAAACCGGAGGAAGCAAGCUUUUGAGGUUUGUUAAUCCUGGAAGAAGAUUCAGCGUGUUCCACAGCCCCUAGUGACCUCUGGGGCGACUGUGACUGUCCACUUGAGGACUUUGUUGAAAGCAUUGUCCCUUAUCCGCAUUAAGUUUGUUUUAAAACUUUGAAAUUUCAGCAGGUGAAACACGACAAACAUUAAGACAACCUUAAAGAAAGUGUGUUCUGUUUGCAGUGCUAUAUACAGUAUAUAUAAAUAUGUAUAUAUUUUGCUAUUUCAUAUAAAACUGACUCAUGGAUAUUCUUCCUUACCCCUUAAAAAAAAUGGUGCCGACAUCAUGGGUGGUAUUUCCUGAUAUCUGAUACUGAUUGGUUGACUAUAAGGUCAUAUUACAAUAAGGUGACAAACUUUCCUUUUAAAUCUGCACACUUUUUUUUCUCUCAUAGCAGAUGAAUU